GAAAAACAUGAUUAAAUCUAAGUACAAAGACUGGUACGCACACGAAUUUCUUCCGGCGAGCACCUGGCUAGCCGUGACACAAGGCUGUGGCGCAGAAAAUCAUUUAUUGUGGAAUUAUUUGAAAUAUGACAUAGAAUAAUCGAUUCGUGUUGAUAUUUUAAUGCCAAUUUGUUGUGCAGUUUAAUCGUCGGGCUAUUUGUUGCUUUUCUUUAGGUCAAACUUUACACCGCAAACCUGUCAAAUGGCAAACAUGAGGCUUCGGAAAUCUGUGCAAGUGGUUUCCUACAUAUUGUCCAUCGCAUCGGCAUGAUUUUUAAACGUUUUUAGUAUGUAUUAUUUAUUGUUCUUAUGUUACUAUAGUCAGUAAGCGGUGCUGAGUUACGUCUUGGCAUGUCAUGGAUAGGGAAACCUUUCACAACUGCUGUAGUUUGGUAAAAAUGCCCAGACAGAUCAAGCAGCAACACUGCUCAUCUCAUUUCAUUGAGUACAUAGAGAAAGAAAUACCCUACACCAAAUUCUUCAAGAACUAUUUGAUCCCAAAUCAUCCCUGCAUGUUCUCCAAAAGAUUCACUGAAGAUUGGAACUGCAGGAAAAAUUGGGUUACAGAUGAGGGAAAACCCAAUUUUCAGAGACUUCUGCAUGAAUUUGAUGAUACUCCUGUUCCAGUUGCAAAUUGCAAUGCAAAAGAAUACAACUCAAAUCCUAAGCAAAUCAUGCCUUUUAAGGAGUUUAUCCAGUACUGGAGAGAGUAUAUACAGAAUGGACAUUCUUCACCCAAAGGCUGUUUAUACCUGAAGGACUGGCAUAUGCACAGGAACUUUACUGACCACAAUAAUUACAAGACCCCAAUUUAUUUCUCAUCUGAUUGGCUGAAUGAAUAUUGGGACACGAUUGAAGUGGAUGAUUAUCGUUUUGUCUACAUGGGACCUAAGGGGUCAUGGACACCUUUCCAUGCGGACGUGUUUCGCUCGUACAGUUGGUCCGCCAACAUCUGUGGACGUAAGAAAUGGCUCCUGUACCCUCCAGGUCAAGAGGAGUUCUUCCGGGAUUGUCAUGGAAACUUAGCAUAUGAUGUAACGGCACCUGUCCUUCAGGACAAAGGUCUAUAUGCACAGUUUGAAGAGGCCUGUCAGCCCUUAGAGAUUAUUCAAGAAGCUGGGGAGAUCAUCUUUGUUCCAAGUGGUUGGCAUCACCAAGUUUACAAUUUGGAGGACACCAUCUCCAUUAAUCACAACUGGCUGAAUGGCUGUAAUUUGGACAUCAUGUGGGAGUUUCUGCAAAACGAACUUUCUUCUGUUCAGAGAGAGAUUGAAGAAUGGCGUGAUACUAUGGACACAUGGCAUCAGCAUUGUCAGGUGAUAAUGAAGUCAUGUACAGGAAUUGAUUAUGGGGAGUUUGCAUCGUUUCUUAAGACCAUUGCAAAUAAUCGAAUAUCCUACCUAAAUUCAUGCCCCAGAAAUGCAGAUCAUUAUCAAGGUCACCUUGCUGAAAGCCUGUUAGCAUUGGGUCCUCACCAUGCAGCUUUUGAUCUGCAGAGAGUAUUGUAUAUAUUUGAAAGCAUGCUGAAUAAUGAAGACUUUAAGAGAUUGGACCUUACAGACCUGAGCUUUAAACCUGAGGAGUUACUUCAGGUGAUCAGAGAUGCUAUUCGUAUUAUUGUAUAAGACAUGGUAUUGUGUGUGCCAUCAUAGUGUUAGUUGAGUAAAGGGAAAAUAUGUUAAUAAAUCCUUUAAACAAUGGUUCA
Triplophysa dalaica is the source of this 1744-nucleotide messenger RNA. It is a transcript of the gene jmjd4, whose product is annotated as jumonji domain containing 4. Gene Ontology annotation, biological process: positive regulation of translational termination; protein hydroxylation; negative regulation of gene expression. Gene Ontology annotation, cellular component: nucleus; cytoplasm. The transcript has 6 exons. The coding region runs from base 396 to 1664 and encodes 422 amino acids. The record is from RefSeq and is a predicted model, not a curated record. Gene Ontology annotation, molecular function: sequence-specific DNA binding; histone H4R3 demethylase activity. NCBI's taxonomy places the organism in Eukaryota, Metazoa, Chordata, Actinopteri, Cypriniformes, Nemacheilidae.